Messenger RNA from Vitis riparia (riverbank grape), 696 nucleotides. Its product is annotated as 60S ribosomal protein L26-1. NCBI's taxonomy places the organism in Eukaryota, Viridiplantae, Streptophyta, Magnoliopsida, Vitales, Vitaceae. The record is from RefSeq and is a predicted model, not a curated record. The transcript has a single exon. Gene Ontology annotation, cellular component: cytosolic large ribosomal subunit; ribosome. The coding region runs from base 53 to 493 and encodes 146 amino acids. Gene Ontology annotation, biological process: cytoplasmic translation; ribosomal large subunit biogenesis. Gene Ontology annotation, molecular function: RNA binding; structural constituent of ribosome.
AACCCUUCUGGUUGCCGUCACUUGGUGUUGCAGAGAGAGGCGAGGGACCAAGAUGAAGUACAAUCCGAGAGUUUCAAGCUCCCGCCGGAAGAGUCGGAAGGCUCACUUCACGGCGCCGUCGAGUGUCCGGCGAGUGCUGAUGAGCGCACCACUCUCCACCGACCUCCGCAGCAAGUACAACGCUCGCUCCAUGCCCAUUCGCAAGGACGACGAGGUCCAGGUCGUUCGGGGAACCUUCAAGGGCCGUGAGGGGAAAGUCGUUCAAGUUUACCGCCGGAAAUGGGUCAUCCAUGUCGAACGGAUCACUCGCGAGAAGGUUAACGGAUCCACCGUCAACGUCGGCAUCAAUCCUUCCAAGGUCGUGAUCACAAAGCUACGCCUCGACAAGGACCGCAAGUCACUCCUCGAUCGCAAGGCCAAGGGUCGCGCGGCCGCUGACAAGGACAAGGGCACCAAGUUCACCGCGGAGGAUAUCAUGCAGAGCGUCGAUUGAUCGGUUCGUUUUUGUCUUUUUUUUUUGUAACAGGUAUCUGUCUUAGAUGUUCUUUAUCAUGUUUUGUUUGGAUGGUUUAUUUUGAGGAUUUUGCAUUAUAAGUUGAGGUUCAGACGUUCUCUCUGCCAAAAUAUGGAUUUUAUGAUACCUUAAUGGAAUGUUCCUACUUCUUUAUGGUAUGAUAUUGUGCCUAGCAUUCUCAA